Linderina pennispora is the source of this 1620-nucleotide messenger RNA. Its product is annotated as Six-hairpin glycosidase. The transcript has a single exon. Gene Ontology annotation, molecular function: glucan 1,4-alpha-glucosidase activity. The record is from RefSeq and is a predicted model, not a curated record. Gene Ontology annotation, biological process: polysaccharide metabolic process. Lineage: Eukaryota; Fungi; Kickxellomycota; Kickxellomycetes; Kickxellales; Kickxellaceae. Gene Ontology annotation, cellular component: fungal-type vacuole. The coding region runs from base 68 to 1567 and encodes 499 amino acids.
CGACUACGCAAUAUCCUUCCUCUCAACCAAGCUAUUAAUUCACAAGUUCGAAGCAGGCGCCACACAAAUGAAGUCGUCAAUCUCCAUCACCUCCAUCCUUGCCAUUGCGGCCUUCGUCGCUGGCACACCCGUCGACCACGGAUCUCUCGCCAAACGCGCCGCAGCCCCGCCCUUCAACACAGCCCUGACCAACUGGGUCAACAGCGAGACCACCUAUGCCAAGAACGGCGUUCUGGCCAACAUCUCACCAUCUGGUGCUUCCGCAGGUUCUGUCCAGGCUGCCCCCUCAACCUCCAACCCGGACUACCGGUACCACUGGGUGCGCGAUGCCGGAAUCACCCUGCACGAGGUUUCUGGAUGGCUGAAUGCCACAUCCGACUCGUCCGCAGCCGCUGUCUACAACAAAAAGCUGGCAGACUAUGCGACAUUCAGUCGCACAAUCCAGACAGUCUCCAGUCCGUCCGGCCUGGGAACUGCCAAAUUCUACAUGGACGGUACCGCCUACACGGGGCCCUGGUGCAACCCGCAGCGCGAUGGUGCCGCAAUGCGUGCAGUGUCGCUGAUCAGCUACGCACGGUACUUGAAGUCGCAGGGCAAGGACGUGACGCAGUACUACGACGGCAAGAGCCCGACCAGCUCGGUCAUCAAGGCUGAUCUUGAGUACGUCGCCAAUAACUGGAACGCGGAUUCCCAGGGCUGCGACAUCUGGGAGGAGGUCCGUGGCAACCACUUCUACACGCGCAUGAUCCAGCGCCGUGCCAUGAUCGAGGGCGCGCAGUUCGCCAACCAGAUGGGCGACCCCGGCGCCGCAGCAUGGUAUAAUACUCAGGCAACGGCUAUCACCAAUGGCAUGGAUGCGUUCUGGAGCGGCAGCAUCAUUCUCCCGACCAUCAACUACAACGGCGGUGUGAGCAAGCCAUCAAACAUCGACGCACAGGUGUUCCUGGCCGUCCUGCAUGCCUCUCUUGAAGAUGGAUUCUACACUGUCGAUUCGGAUCGUGUGCUGGCCACGAUUGUCCAGCACAUUGCCAAGUUCAACUCAAUGUAUGCAAUCAACACGGCCACAACGACGACCAUUGCGUCAACCAGCGUGCCGGUGGGUCCGGCGCUCGGCCGCUACCCCGAAGAUACAUACAACGGGUAUGAGUCGGGACAGCAGGGCAACCCGUGGACGCUGAUCACCUCGGGCAUGGCCGAGUGCCAUUACAGGCUGAUCUCAACAUGGAGCAAGAACGGCAAGAUCGUGGUUACCCAGGCAGUAGCCAACUUCCUGAACCAGCUCACCUCGCUGUACGGAAUCACGUUCAGCAACUCGUACAGUGUUGGGAGCACAUACGGCAGCGGGUCGGCAACAUUUAAUGAGAUAUUGGCCAACACCAUGCUGGGUGGCGACCGCUACAUGGCUCGCGUCGCCCGCCACACUGACGCGAACGGCAAGAUGUGGGAGGAGUGGAACCUGAGCACCGGCUUCGGCCAGGGCGCCCCUGACCUGACUUGGUCGUACGGAGCCCAUGUCUCUGCUGCCACAAGCCGUGCUGCUGCCUCCAAGAUCGUGUACGGCGCUUAGACAGGAAAUAUGAUAGUAUGUUAUGUUGCAAUAUAUGAACAGUACCAAGGAAU